UCCUAGCUUUAUGCUAUAUCAGCUCCAAGUUCCAAGUGAAAAAUCAAAACAAAGUAUAGAGAGAGAAAAAAUAAAAUGGGGAGAUCUCCUUGCUGUGAGAAAUUGGGGUUGAAAAGAGGUCCAUGGAGCAAAGAAGAAGAUUAUUUACUCAUCAAUUACAUUAAAAAGAAUGGUCAUCCUAAUUGGCGUGCACUUCCAAAACUUGCAGGUCUAUUAAGGUGCGGAAAAAGUUGUAGGCUUCGAUGGACUAAUUACUUGAGACCUGAUAUUAAGCGAGGCAAUUUUACUCAUCAAGAAGAAGAUACAAUUAUCAAGUUGCAUCAAGUUCUUGGAAACAGUUGGUCUGCUAUUGCAGCAAGAUUACCCGGAAGAACAGAUAACGAAAUAAAAAACAUUUGGCAUACUCGUCUGAAGAAAAAAAGGAAUGAAUCUCAACUUAAAGAAACCCAAUCGGAGCCUGAAAAUACUAAUGUAGAUGUACAUUUGGAGGAGGCCAACAAUUCUAAUGAUAAACAUUCCGAAAUAUCGAAUCUUAAAAUAAACAUCGAAAUCCAACAACAACCAAGUCCAUCAUCGUCAGUAUCAUCAUCAAGUGAAGAUUCAUGUUCAAAUACAACUGCAACGAGUUCAGAGUCGAGAAAUCAAAUAAUGUCCGAUAAUUUGUUAGAAAUUGAUGACGAUAUUUGGUCCGAGGUAGUAUGGGCACAAGUCGAUGACAAUUAUGUUGAUUUGUCAUUAAUGGAGGAUAAUUACCACAUUAAUUCUAGCUUUGAUGAUAAUUGGUUUUGGGAUGAUCUUUUUACAAGAUCUAAUGAGUUGAUGUUAGAAUUGCCUGAAUUAUGAGCAACAAAAAAAAAAAGGAAAAAAAUGUUGAGUUCUUUUUUUCUCUUUUUUUUUUCGGCGUAGAAUUAUUAAUAAAUAGUGUGGAGGGGUUUUUUUUUUUAAUGUUAAUGGCCGACAGAUUAGUGAUAAUAAAUCAUUAUUAGUUGGAUGAUUGAUAAAAUUUCGAUGAUAUUACACGCA
Messenger RNA from Solanum lycopersicum (tomato), 1023 nucleotides. Its product is annotated as transcription factor MYB13-like. The record is from RefSeq and is a predicted model, not a curated record. Lineage: Eukaryota; Viridiplantae; Streptophyta; Magnoliopsida; Solanales; Solanaceae.